AUUUGAAUAAAAUGCUUAUUAUUACUAAAUAAUUGAUCAUGAUUUGUAACGCAUUAAUGCUAUGCAUUGCAUCUAUUUUACCAUCAAUAGUUUACACGUAUGAAUAUAACAAGACAGUUGUGAAAGAGUAUUACCCAGCUGAGUUUUACGCCACUGGUUUUUUGCUGGAAGGGCUCAAAAACAAAGCGGGCGCACCCGUCUUGGUUGCCAUUGGAAAAUGUUUACUGUUGGGCGAAAACGACGACAUUAAUAAACUGUAUCGACAAUUCAUUGUAUCACAAAUUGACAAUUUUGCAACAAAAAAUGCAAAAACAAACUACACAUUGUUCGGCUUGAUUAAAAAUAUGGGCAUGGAGAAUUUUUUACUCAGAUCGGUUUUAAUGGAUGUGAUACGAUUUGCCAAUAAAAAGCCUCAAAUAAUAGUGAAAAAGACGGCAGUCAUCUCCGAUUUGAAUCCUAUAAUAGAGUCCGUAAUAAAUACGGCUCUUAAGUUGUUUGACGACCACAUCCAAAAAGUGUUUAAAUACACUAAAACAGCUCAACAAGAGUUUAUAAGUCUCGAUGAAUUACCCGUUUAUAUCGACGGCAAAAAGAAAAAUCAUAACAGAAUACCAGCCGAUGUUAAGAGCGGCCGAUGUUUGAAGACUUUGAAACACAUCCCGAAACAGGAUUGGGAUGAAUGGGUCGACUCUAACAAGAAGUGUAUUGAAGAGGGCAUGAAAGCCAGUGGACAGACAUCUCUUAAAAAAUACCUUAAAUAUUUAGUGAAAGAGUACUACCCUGCUGAGUUUUACGCAACUGGCUUUUUCGUGGAAGGGAUCCGAAACAAGGCGGGCGUUGCCGUACAGGGAAUCUCCGUAAUAAAUACCGCUAUUAUGUUAUUGGAUGAAGACAUUCAAAACGUGUUUAAAUUCACUCAAAUGUCAAAACAAGAGUACAUAAGUCUCGAUGAAAUACCCGUUUAUAUCGACGGCAAAAAGAAAAAUCAUAACAGAAUACCAGCGGAUGUUAAGAGCGGCCGAUGUUUGAAGACUUUGAAACACAUCCCGAAACAGGAUUGGGAUGAAUGGGUCGACUCUAAUAGGAAGUGCAUUGAAGAGGGCAUGAAAGCCAGUGGACAGACAUCUCUUAAACAAUAUCUUAAAUAUUUGCGGCAAAAAGUGGUCAAAUAUGUGGGCAUUAAUCCGGAUAAGUUUGAUGAGAUGGACGUCGAGCACAUCAAAAACAAGGAUUAUAUCAUUGAACGCUAUCUCCGAGACAUUAAACUGGACGAAGAUAUGGCGGCCACUAAUAUAUUGAAAGCGUUAAAGUUUUACAAGAAGGAGGGUUUCGCUCAACUCAACGACUCGUACUUUCCGUCCGAGUUUUACGCCACGGGU
This is a messenger RNA of Medioppia subpectinata, 1379 nucleotides long. The record is from the annotation of a GenBank genome assembly. NCBI's taxonomy places the organism in Eukaryota, Metazoa, Arthropoda, Arachnida, Sarcoptiformes, Oppiidae.